Molecule: messenger RNA, 2734 nt
Organism: Acipenser ruthenus (sterlet)
Lineage: Eukaryota; Metazoa; Chordata; Actinopteri; Acipenseriformes; Acipenseridae
Product: receptor expression-enhancing protein 3-like
Exons: 9
Coding region: 506-1252 (248 amino acids)
Biological process (GO): endoplasmic reticulum tubular network organization
Cellular component (GO): endoplasmic reticulum membrane; endoplasmic reticulum tubular network; cytoplasmic microtubule
Molecular function (GO): microtubule binding
Source: RefSeq, a predicted model, not a curated record
GUGGGGCUGUACUUCCAGAUCUCAAAACGAUUGAAUUGCCUCUGACGUCACCAGCACCAGAAAAGACCAAAGGGACUGAAAGAGGAGAGAGAGGUAGAGAGUGAUAAAAAAAAAAAAAAAAAAAUCUGGAGGAGCUGAGUAGUUUAUUCUUUAAAGGACAAAUGUAGGUCGUAGACGUCUGUGGUUAUCCGUUUUCUUUCUUUUUUAACAUUGAAGUUUCUCUAGAAGUUUGUAGCAGCAACCGCCUCGAAACACACUCCAGCGCCCGACAGAGAUAAAAAAGAACAGAAGAAAAGAUGGUGUCGUGGAUUAUCUCUAGAACAAUAGUGCUACUUUUUGGAACCUUAUACCCUGCAUACUCUUCCUACAAAGCUGUGAAGACAAAGAAUGUUAAAGAAUAUAUCGGCCAGGGUGUCCUCGGCUCACCUGCUGCGUGGUCCUCAGAUGCUGUAACACUGAGGAAGCUGCAUGGCGCGGCUGCUGAGUGAAAAGAAGCGAAUGGCUGAUGGCACACGUUUCGGAGGACAUGUGUGUUCGUCUUCAUCUCUCCCGAGUCAGCGCGGAGGUGGCAGCGGUUCGCUGGAUGAUGUAUUGGAUCGUCUUUGCUCUCUACACCGUACUUGAAACAAUCACAGACCUCACAGUUUCUUGGUUUCCACUCUACUAUGAACUGAAGAUUGCAUUUGUAAUUUGGCUGUUGUCUCCAUACACCAGAGGAGCCAGCCUUCUCUACAGGAAAUUCCUGCAUCCCCUUCUUUCUUCAAGAGAAAGGGAAAUUGAUGACUACAUUGUUCAGGCCAGAGAACGUAGUUAUGAGACCAUGGUAAAGUUUGGCAAGCAGGGAUUAAAUAUAGCAGCAACAGCAGCUGUCACUGCAGCUGUUAAGGGCCAGGGUGCUCUUACGGAUCGCCUGCGAAGCUUCAGUAUGCAUGAUUUGACAGCCAUACAGGGGGAUGAACCAAUGCAGCAGCCUUUCCCAGGCUUACCUGAUCGCAGAAAGAAAACCAAAAUCUCAAACUUCGAGGCUUCUGACUAUGACUACAGCUUCAACCAGGAUACUGGAGAGGAAAUAAGUGAUAAAGAGAUUGAAGGAGCUUGCUCGGAGGAUGAAGCAUUGGCACAGAGAGGUGUCAGGAGAUCCCAGAGUGUAAAACUGACAAGAUUAAGAGCUCGCAAAGAUAUACGGUACGGAUCUCUGAAGAUAAAAAAAGGAAAAAGACCACUCUUGAAUACAGUGAAUUAUGAACAAUAAAAUUUGCUCUACUUUUUCCUGGGCCGGAUUACUGAGUUAAGCACACAAUUGUUUGGAGAAGUCCUUAUUUUUUUAUUUAUUUUGUUUUGGUGGAGGGUCUGUUUUUUGCAAUUUCAAAGCUGCACAGAUUUGCUUUUUAGUUGAAGAAUUAAAUGUUUCAAAGUGUGUAUCGUGACGUUUUGUCAGAGUAUGCAAGUGAAACGCUGAAUCAUUGUAUGUCAGCUUUUUUUUUUUGUAUUUUGUAAGCUGCACUGCUGAAAUCGGUGUGUGUUUGUACUUGGUAUGAAUUUUGUUUACAGUUUACAUGUUUGUUUUUAACUUUAUGGCCUUUAUGUUUUAUAUAUUUGUACAGGACUGCCUUGUUUUCCAGUAUUUAAAUUUUAAACAAUACAUUCUUUGUUUUAUAUACAAUUUCCCCCUCCUUGCUGCCUAUGGAGAGACUUUUUGGAACUUUGUAGUGCCUUGCAGUAUUGUCAAGGGAAUGUUUUUUUAUGCAUAUUUAACAAUUAUUUUGUAAUAUUUCAAUGUCAUUCAGAUCAUUGUGAUUGUGUGAUGCAAGGCGGAUCAUUGGCUCAGCUCAGCAUAGCAAGGAACCUCAUACUGACCCUCUGCGUGCUGGUGAAUCUGUUCACUUCAAAGCUAGGAUCCAAGAUUUCUGAAUACAAAAUCCUAGCCUGGCAUUCCACUAUGAAUAUGUAUGUUUGCCCUAGGAGGGAGGCUGGAUUGUGAAGUCAAUGUUUAGUUCAGUUGCAUGAUUUCAUUUUAGGUUGAGACAAGGCCUUUCUUUUCUCUCCACUCUUAUACCUUUUCAUGUUGCAAGAGUCAUCUCAAUGUGGAAUGUAUAAAGGGUGUGGAAAACUGUACAUUGCUCCUUGCAGUACUAUGCACACCCCGACACGUUUUGAGGUAACUGAAAGAAUCUGCUAAUUGCAAAACAAAAUGUUGAGUACCAUAGUGAUGUCAUUUGUAUUAACUUUAUUUAAAACAAAAAAAAAAAAAAACACAUUUGGUACAUUUUAUUGCACAAAUUAAAUUAUAGCUUUAAUGUAAUAGACGACAGGCUAUUAAAAAGCUUCAUUAGAACUGCAUAACUCUUCUGACGGUAAGAUUUCAUAACCGUAACCAUUAGACAAAGCAAAUCUUGGCACAUUACAGUAUGUAACAAAGGCAGUGAAUACUAAUAUGCAAUUAACAGGUUUAUUCUGGUUUCAAUUUAGAAUUGAGACCUAGAAAGUCUAGAUAACUAGCAAAUCCCUAUAAUGUACUCUUCUCCUUUUGAGAACAUUUUUUAAAAAUAAAUAAAUACUUGGGUAAUGAAAGUUUACUUGAUAUUUGUGCAUCAAAGCUUUUACUUUUUGGGGGAAUUAAAAGAAUGAAUCACAUUUCACUGUUGUAAUGAAUUUCAAUUAAUUGUGUAUUUUGCAAGAGAUUUGUAAAAAUUACGGGUAAAAUGUAUAGAUAUUAAAAUGUCGUUUAAGUUUG